Molecule: messenger RNA, 8287 nt
Organism: Melanotaenia boesemani (Boeseman's rainbowfish)
Lineage: Eukaryota; Metazoa; Chordata; Actinopteri; Atheriniformes; Melanotaeniidae
Product: inositol polyphosphate-4-phosphatase type I A-like
Exons: 26
Coding region: 263-3292 (1009 amino acids)
Cellular component (GO): cytoplasm
Molecular function (GO): phosphatidylinositol-3,4-bisphosphate 4-phosphatase activity
Source: RefSeq, a predicted model, not a curated record
CAGUCGCUGCUGCUACUGCGGCUACAUCUCAAUAGGAACAGUGCGGCAGUGUGAGGACUACUCUCCUCCCAACAGUUGUAUAUUUUGCUUCUAAACGGAUAUUUUACCAUAAAACGCGACUGAACCGACACAUAAAGCAUCUUGUGGAGCCGCUGUGGAUCUGCACAGAAGGAGGACCACAUCACAUGGGAGUGUGUGUCCGUAAGUGUGAGUGUGUCUGUUGGGGCCGCCUCCUGCCGUCGCCCACUCUUCCUGGACCGGCAUGGCGGGGGUCAGGGAGCGCAGUGGCUCGCGCACACAGAGACCGUGGUCUGUGUACCGGGCCAACACCUUCGAGCUGUCCAACGAGAUGAUCGGCUUGGCUCUCGCAGGAAAUAGUCAGGACCCAGAUGAACCUGUGCUGGAGUUCAGCGUGGUGUGCACAGACCUGCUGACUCCUGCUUUAGAUCGAAAACCCAACAGCUUUGUAGCUGUGAGCUGCACGACGCCACCGCAGGCCUUCUGGACCAAACACGCCCAGACUGAAGUCAUAGAGGGCUCCAGUAACCCCAUCUUCCUCAGCAGCAUCGCCUUCUUCCAGGACUCCUUCAUUAACCAGCAGACGCAGGUGAAGCUGGCCGUCUAUGACGUGAAGGAUCGUUCCCAGGGCACGAUGUACAUGUUGGGCUCUGCACUAUUUCCUGUAAAGGAGCUGCUACAAGAGAAAAGCCACAGAUUACAGCUGGAACUGCGAUCUGCAGAAAACCAGCGGGUGGGGAGCGUUACCAUAGCAGCCUGGCAGAUGGAGGACAAGGCAGAUCAGAGGAUGUCUAUCGGCCGCCUGCCAGACAGCAUCAACGGACGGACAGUGUUACCUGUGGAUGAGAGCCUGACGGAGUCGAUGGGAGUCCGGAUCAAGUACGCCUCACUGUGCAAAGACAGCCUGCUUCGGUCAGUGUUUGGAGGCACCAUGUCCAGGAUGUACCGCUUCCCCACCACUGACGGGAACCACCUGCGAGUGCUGGAGCAGAUGGCCGAGAGCGUCCUGUCGCUCAACAUUCCCAGACAGUUUGUCAAACUGCUGCUGGAGGAGGACGCAGCCAGGGUGUGUGAGCUGGAGGAGCUGGGAGAGUUAUCCCCCUGUUGGGAGAACCUGCGACGACAGAUCGUCUCUCAGUACCAAAACAUAAUCCUAGCGUACCAGGAAACACUGUCUGACCUCAACGAUUACAGAGGUCCGUCAUUCAAAGCCAGUAACCUGAAGGCAGACAGAAAACUUGAGUUCAUGCCAACCAACCUCCACGUGCAGAGGAUGAGGGUGCAGGAUGAGCUGGGCUUUGAACACACAUACGAUGUGAUCACGAUCGGCGCUCCGGCUGCUCACUGCCAGGGUUUUAAAAAUGGCGGGCUGAGGAAGCUCAGCCAGAAGUUUGAGGAGGCCAAGAAACACAUAUAUGAGGAAGGAUGCAGUGCUCUCUCCAGCUCACAGUCCAUCGUCUACAUACCCCAGGACAUCGUCCGAGCCAAAGAAAUCAUCGCCCACAUCAACACGCUCAAGACUCAGGUCAGCUACUACGCUGAGAGGCUUUCCCGAGCCGCCAAAGACCGAUCAGCCAGCGGACUGGAAAGGACGCUCACUAUUCUGGCUGAUAAGACUCGCCAGCUGGUGACAGUGUGCGACUGCAAGCUGCUGGCUUCAGCCAUUCAGGCCUUGAAUGCAGCGCGCCCAGAGUAUAUUGCCUCCAAAGCAUCUCCUUCCGCUGAGUCUGAACAAGUAGUUCUCCGCAACGACCAGGACACAUUGCUCGCCAAGUGGAGCGGUCGUAACAGCCGGUCUUCUCUGCAUGUAGAUUGGCAUGAAGAAGAGUGGGAGAAGGUGUGGUUGAAUGUGGAUAAAUCUUUGGAGUGCAUCAUCCAGCGUGUAGACAAGCUGCUUCAGAAAGAGAGGAGACCCAGCGCCGGCAGCCAGGACAGUACCCAGAGUGACCAGCAGGGCGGCAGCAGCAAAAAAGAUGAUGGGAAGAGAAGAGCUUUCUGGGUCAACCCAGGAAGUAUGACAGAAGAAUCUCCAUCAUUACCAUCAUCAUUAUCUGAACCACCAUCCUCCUCCUCUCCCUCUCCACCUACCAUCACCUCUGCACAUCCCUCCUGCCCUGAACAGGAAACCUAUGGAAGCUCCGGUGCUGAGGAGGCGUACCCAGGCGAGUGGAGCGAGGCGUUGUACCCCCUCCUAACCACGCUAACAGAGUGUGUCGCCAUGAUGAGCGAUAAGGCCAAAAAGUCUAUGGUGUUCCUUCUGAUGCAGGACAGCGCUCCGACAAUAUCCAUGGACGUCUCGCUGCAGUACCGACGCGACGUCGUCUUCUGUCAGACGCUCACCGCUCUCAUCUGUGGCUUCAUUAUCAAACUGAGGAACUGUCUCCGUGACAACGGGUUCCUGCGACAGCUCUACACCAUCGGCCUGCUGGCUCAGUUUGAGUCUCUGCUGAGCACCUACGGAGAGGAGCUCGCCAUGUUGGAGGACAUGAGCAUCGGCAUCAUGGACCUGCGUAAUGUCACCUUUAAGGUUACCCAGGCAACAGGCAGCUCCACCCCCGACAUGCUGCCCAUCAUCACGGGAAACAGGGACGGCUUCAACGUGCGCAUCCCGCUCCCAGGCACCAUGUUUGAUGCACUGCCACGUGAGAUCCAGAGCGGCAUGCUGCUGAGGGUCCAACCGGUGCACUUUAACGUCGGCAUCAAUGAGCAGCAGACGCUGGCGGAGAAGUUUGGAGACACAUCCCUGCAGGAGAUCAUUAACAUGGAGAGUCUGUCCAGGCUGAACUCUUACUAUGAACAGUUUAAAGAAGUCCUGCCUGAAGACUGCCUGCCGCGGUCUCGUUCCCAGACUUGUCUUCCUGAGCUGCUGAGGUUUCUGGGUCAGAACGUCAACGCCAGGAAGAACAAGAACGUAGACAUCCUCUGGCAAGCUGCCGAGAUCUGCCGCCGGCUGAACGGCGUCCGUUUCACCAGCUGCAAAAGCGCCAAAGACCGCACGGCCAUGUCUGUCACGCUGGAGCAGUGCCUGAUCCUGCAGCAUGAGCACGGCAUGGCACCGCAGGUCUUCACGCAGGCCCUCGACUGCAUGCGCAGCAUUGGGACUCGAGAAGGGGUGAUCCAGAAGAACCUGAGUGGCUUGCUGCCGGUGCGCGACUUGCGGCUGGACCCCAGCCUCCUGUACUCGCUGCCUCUGCUGGCCCUGAGCCCCAACCUCCUGGUCGUGUGGAUCUUCCUCAGCUUGGCGUACUUCCUGGCUAAACUCCGCUGCAGCUGAACGGCUGCUCUCAGCUGACUGCAAAACAUGGCAACGUUUACGAGGAGGGGUUGGGAAUGCUUUUCGCUGACUAACCAGAGGGUUUCUGAAACUGUGUGAGAGUGUGUGUGAGUGUGUAAUCCAUGCUCACACUUGACUAAGGGCUUUACACAACUAACGCCCCAUUUAUUAAGGGCCAAGCCUGACAUCCUCUCCUUGUUUCAUCUCCUUUAUGAGCACUAACUGUUUGGUUGUUAAACCUGGGACCAGUUUCUUUCCACACUAAAUCUGCUGAACAGGAAGUUGAGAAACAUGCAUCCUCUAGUGCUUUUAAAAUGAUAUCUGAGACUGAGACAGCUUGUUUUAAAACAUUUUGAUCCAUGAGCUUCCCUGCUGUUAUAAAUGCUGCCAUGUGAGCAUUAUUUCCACUUCUUAAUCUCUGAAAUAGAAGAUGUUAUGAUCACAAAGUCAGACUGCAUCAUCAUCUUCGAAAAGCUCAGUCUUUAAAAGCUCAUUUUAGUUCGAUUCCAGAAGAUGAAGAGUUGAAAUAUUCAUUUUAAAAAGCUGGAGGAUGUUUUCUUUUUAUUUCAGCUGGCUUAGUGUGAACGUACAUCUUUAAAUCUGUGCAAGAAAAACAAACAAAAAACACACACCUUACAUGUGCAAGAGCUUUACUGUCAGUGCCGCUGUGAAUUCAACAUUAAUGGCAAAGCAGCGCCCCCUGGUGGCCCGACUGCCUUAUUCUUCACUGUCUUCACUCAACACUAGCUGACAAAAGAGCAGAUAAAAAGUAACGGUAUAUUUAUGAAACUUGUGAAUAUGUGUAAAAAUAAACUUAUUAUAUAUGAAUAGUGUUUCAGGAAGGACUGAUAGUAGCUAUUAUAAUGGAAAUGAGUGUCUAUUUUAUGAUUCAAGCUUCCUACAAUAAGCUAAUUUCAUUUCUUAGCUUGUUUGAUUUCUCGUCUUCCACAUGCUUUGGCACUUCCUUGCAGGAAAAAGAACUAAAGCUUUUGUUUUAUGCCAAAAUUAACCAAAUAUUUGGUCUGUAUCUAUUUUUGUAGAACGUAGGAGUAUUUUUUACCUCUACUUUAGCUUGUGCACUUUGCAGUAGAUCUGGGUUAGUCACUGACUCUGUUUACAUGAAGUAAAAAAAUAAGAAUAAAAAAACGAAUAUUUGUUUGCUCAGAUGUAAAUGAACUGAACUAAUUCAACUCAUUCAUAGCAAAUAUUUCAUGUAGGUUUGAACGCAAAGUUGCUUAAUUAAACAAAACGAUAAACAUGAGAAAAAUAGAGGAGUUUAGUAUUUGGUUAAAUUUGAAUGCUGUGUCUUGUCUUUGAAACAAUUUUACGUCCUUCAGACCCUUUACCGUAUUUCUUUUUAAAUUGGUCCAGGCACUGCCCCUAGUGGUUACUCACAUAUUUGGAGCUUGCGAAAGCAUUGCAUUAAUUUAAGAGAACAUACAAAAACAAGGUAUCUAUGUACGAGGCAGCCAUGACAAUCACACAUACGUGUAAUUAAAAGCAAGUAUAUUUUCAGCCAUGAAACCAUUUAUGCUCCCUUUACGUACAUAAGUAGGUACGUUCAUUUCACACAUCUGCCCUUACACUUUUAUGCGUCAAUCACAUUAGCAUGGUUGUUUGCCGGUACAUCCACCAGAGGGCAGUGCAGAGAUCAGAGUAAUUUGGUACGUAAAGGACGUAGGGGACAGACAAAAAUCCAUCUUUUGUGUAGAUUAUAGAUGUGUCCCAAUUCGGGGUAUUCGCACUUCAAAGUGCAGGUUGUUUUUUUUGUUUUUUUUAGCUACACUUUAGUAGAAACGUGACAAAACCAAGAACAUUGAAAACAUAUUGGCAUUAAAAUUCUGUAAUAGUUGAUAUUCUUGGAUUUUAAAGGGGUUAAUGAAGAAUGCCUACCAGGAUGGCAUCCCAGGUGCGUGAUAAGAUGCAGGAUCCCAGUUGGAUGGGGCCCAUUUCUGGACCUCAGUGGCCUCCCUGAUCGAGGGUGGUGGUAUUUAUUGCUUUUAGAGAGGUAAUCUUGGCUUCCUACCAAUCCAUAAUGAGCUUCUCUUUUGCAGUGAUCAGAUGUGGCUGGUUUUAGAUUCUGUUGUUCUGCUUUCGCUUUUCCUACUAACAGGGAAAACAAAAAUUCUGUCACAUAAUCUUCAGGGUGUGCUCCUUGAUCUGGAUUCCUUUUGGCAUCCUGUUAUUCAUUAGUUCAGUUCAUUUAUAAAAUCUUAUGGUUUAUCACCUGCCCAGAAGGAGGCAGUAAUCAGCUGUCUCACUGAUGGACAAACAGAGAAGCACCAAGUCAGUGACUGACCCUAAAUCUGCCCUUGAGUUUGAAUCAUGAUGCAAUGGAGAUCAGCUUUGUCUCGCCAGUUGUCAGAGUUGAUUCUUCUGGUUUUUUAGAUGCAGCUUCUAAUUGGCUAAUGCUAGAAUGUAUCAUUGUAGGAUAUCCAGGUGAAAUGUGUUAUGCAGAGUAAUGCUGCAGGUUGUGCGUCCUUCAGAGCAUUUAUCUGUACCAGCUCUUACUUUAGGAUUAGCUUUAUAGAGUCAAGAUUUGCAGAGUGAAGGAACUGAUUUUGUCUGAUAGAUCGCGACUGAAUGAUGGAUGAAGUCAUGCUUGUGCCAAAGGCUGCUAUCAGAUUUUGUUCUGUUCAAUGUAGUAUUUAAGAACUUAAUCCUUAAAAGGAAUGCAACGUCUUUCUUUGAGCCCUGUUAGGCUUCUUGUUGGUUUAUUUCACAUGAAACAAGAAAAGAAUAAACAUAAAAAUUCUCUUAAAAAAUAAGUUUUCUUAUUCAGACAUUGUCUUGUCACUUUACUAAAGUAUAACGAGCCAAACUGCUUCACUGCUCCUCUUUCAAAAUGUCUAAAGAGCUUAUUCAGUCCAAAACUCAAGGAUAUUAAAUUUCCUGCCAGAAUAGUUGAUUUUCACAUUUGAGGUGCUGGAAAUAUUUAGAAGUAAAAUGAUUAAAAAGUUAUCAUUUAAGAUGCAUAUCGGUUUCAGGUAAUUAAAAUUAAUCAAGUUUGAUGUUUUGGUUUUCACCAACCAAUGACAAAGUUUGCACAUUGUAUAAACGUCCAUAUUGCUGUCCCCUGGACCCUUAGACUCAGUUAUAUUUUCCCAGAAGGUGUACCUCCAAAUUAUCCUUUUAAAAUGUGUUAAAAAUAUAAAAAAUAUUUAUAGAAAAAAAAAAAUCUGAAACACUCGGACUGCUUUACCUGCAAGUUUGAAAGGUCAAAAUUAAUAUCUUGAUCUGUUAAUCUCCUUGAAGCGAGGAGGCUCUGUAUCAUUAAUAUUGACCCAUAAAAGAAUUAGAUUGGGACCAAAAUAGCCUCCUUUGGGAGGUUUCCAGCUCUUGUGACCUCCCAACAUUCACUCAUUACUAUGAAACAUCAUUUAAUGGUCAAAUUUUCAAACUGAUCUGCAAUUAAUUACAAGAUUAUUUGGAUCAAACACUAUUGUUAAUAUUUGUUUCAAGGCUUUUUUGAAAGCUGAAAAAGCCUCUGAUAAACCAUGAAAAACACAGAAUAUAAGAAAAUACAAAGAAAAAUUCCACAUUUUUGAAUUAUAGAAUAAUAUUUGGAUGUGAAUUGGUGGAAUAACAGGGUUGUUUUCUCUAUUUAAAGAAAUGAUUUGGCAUGUUAGGAAAAUGAGUUAAAAUGAUAACCUAUCAUAAAGCUAUCACCUGCUACCUGAAUUAUGCCUUGGAAUGAAAUUAAUAGUUGUUAGUUCCUGUAAGUGAAAUGUGAGGAAAUAGUCGGUGGAUCGCUAACUUUGAAACUUUGAAAGACACCAAGCUCUCCUCCUAUUUCCCUUUUCCAAAACCUUUGGCUUUGUGCCCAUAACUGAUAAAUUUGCAUUGUGAAAACACUAAAACUAGCAGGAAACGUCAAACUUGACUCCGUCCAAAGGCAAAAUAAUUCAUGAAAAUUGAUCUGUUUCAAAACUGGAUUGUAAAAUCUAUGUUCAGUAUGAAGACUUGAGCUAAUCUAAGCUAACUGGCUAAUGGGGCAGAGCAGUGUUUUACAUCCUCUUAACAAAAAGCUAAUAAAAACAUUCCAAAAUAUUCAAAUUAAACUAUUAAAAACCCCUUGUUAUUAAUAUGUUUUUCCGUAUCUCUACCUUAAAGGAUUGUCUUCUUCUCCAUUUGUAGAACUACCUCUGAGUUUCAGUACAGGUUAGCAUUUAUUUUACGAAGAAAAGAACUAAUAUGAACAUAUCAGAAAGGAGCAGGGACAAAAUCGUUUUUGCAUAAUGACAAAAACUGUAUUAGUGUUAAUUGAAAAAUAAAGAAUUAUAUCAUCUGCAUAUUAUUAGAUCAUGGGCAUGACAGGAAGAAAUUUCAGUAUUAUUGAUUUAUUUGUUUUUGCUGCCUUUGUGUGAUUUUUUUUUUCUUUAAAUAUUAGCUAUCAGGAUGUUUCAGAGAAUCUAAUUGUACCACUGUACAUAAAUCAUAUUUAAAUACAUGUUUUGCAUAAAUGCAAUAUUUAUUCUGUUUAUUCCAGAGUGUAUAUAAAUACACACAUUGCUUGUGCAUAACUGUUCUGCUGUUGUCACUUUAUAUUAGAGCCUGUUUUUAAUCAUCUUACUGUUAUAUACAUAUUUUUACAUUUUUGUUUAUUAGAUUUUAAUUAUCAAAGUUUGUGGGUAUUUCCAAGCCUCUAAGCCUUUUUCAUGUCGUGUACGUAAAUGAGUGGUUUUGGUUAUAUAUGGCAUGCAAAGUAAAGUUUGAGACAUACUCGCAUAUUACAAUUCUGAACAGUCUUCUGAACACUGAUUUUUCAGCCUUUCUGGUGUUAAGAGCAAUAACCCAGGUCAGUACACAACAGGAAAUUAUAAUGUUGGUUUGUCAGUAUUUUCUUCUGUUCCAUCUGUCUAAGAUCAGCACUACAAUGCCUGCAUCCAUAUUGCUUCAAAUGUAUGACAAACCCAAGAAAAAGCUCCUGUCUCUGUGCACUUAGUCGUACUCCUCUUGAAAUAAAUGGUUAUGUUUUCUUCCAUCUGCAAAACA